Molecule: messenger RNA, 2307 nt
Organism: Ophidiomyces ophidiicola
Lineage: Eukaryota; Fungi; Ascomycota; Eurotiomycetes; Onygenales; Onygenaceae
Gene: SLX4
Product: 5'-flap endonuclease
Exons: 2
Coding region: 1-2307 (768 amino acids)
Biological process (GO): DNA repair; DNA replication
Cellular component (GO): Slx1-Slx4 complex; nucleus
Molecular function (GO): 5'-flap endonuclease activity
Source: RefSeq, a predicted model, not a curated record
AUGACAAACCCAGGAUUAAUCCGCAGUCGAACUCGGUCGCCUUCUCCGGGUCGCAUUUUUGCCUCCUCUACGACCCCGAUCGUCGUCCCUUCGUCGCCUUUGCUACAAUCUCCAUCAUCAAUUUUAAAAUCAAUAUUAAAGGAUCCUAUAGGCACCAAAACCUGUAACGCUAAUGAUGAUGCAUCAAGUUGCGACACGCCGAUUAGACGCAGUGCGCUGAAUACCAGUCCCGGGCGAGAAAACUUACCCUUGAAAUCAUCCCGAACACAGAGGAACAUAGAGAAAAUAGGAGGCAAAUCGUAUAAAGAGAUACUUGGGAAGGCUGCGGAUCAUUUACAUUCAAGUGAGAAGAAGCCAAAAAGAAAGAGUGGCUCCCAGAAGACGAAAAGCGGUGAUAAAUCUGUGAACAAGACUCUCAUAGGUCAUGCCACAAAACCACUGGCUACGAGAAUAUCCAAACCAGUCAAAGGUUUGCAUACACUGCCUGACGAUGGUGUGCCAACAUUAUGCGAUGACUCAAACUUGACUAAAGCGCCAUGCGAUGAUGACCAGUUCGACUCCCAAGCCGCUAUAAAAAGACGAUGCGGCUGGACACCAGUCAAGAAUACAGCAGUUCUUACUGUUGAUCUAACUCUUGACUCUGUGUCAUCUACCCCAGAUUCAUGCUCUAAAAAUAACCGGCCAUUCACAUCGCUUCUAUCUGGAUAUGGCUUUAUUCCGGGCUCUACUUCCAAUACGAACAGCGAAUCUUCGGAAAUUAACCCCACUAAAAAAAGGCAACUGGAGCUCUUUCCAGCCCUUUCAACUACACUCCCCUUGGAGGCUGACAGCGGGCAAUGCGCUCUGAAAGAGAAAAGCAUAAAACCGAAGCGAGCCCGCAAACCUACAUCUACUACUAUUACAUCACUCUCCACGGCUUCGUAUGAACGUUAUAAUUCCCUUCCGUCUUCGAGAAAUCCCGAGUUCUUGCCUGUCAACCCACCUGACCCAUUGGUUAAAUGCUCUAACCAUGAAUCGAGAGCGACUAAGCCCCGGGUGAAAAGAACCAAGGGCAAAAAGAAAAUCGAUAAUUCUAUUUUCAAGGUUGCUCCAGCCGUGGAUGCCUUGAAAUCGUUGGAAGACCAGGUGUUCGUCUUUGGAACAUCUAGUCAGCUCGAGCGAAGUUCUCCAGAUGAAGCCUCUUAUAUAAAAAAUUGCAAGCAAGAUAUGCGUUUAUCUGAGUCUAGUACUGGCUCUAUUUCUACUUUAUCUAGGUUUAAGGCGUCUAAAAAUUUGUGGUCUGCUGGUGGCAAAACUCCAGAUAUGGAACUCAGUGAUAUAGAAGUCGUUGAUAUGGCCGACUCAAACACCCCAAGGCUCAUUAAGUCGGCCACCCUUCCGCCUUGCAGAGUUUCUACGCAAACGGCUUCUUGCGACAAUAUCGCUAAAGACAUCAGCCUACCACCUCAAGAGAGAUCAGCGACUGCUAAAUCAGUUAUACAAGAGAUACCAGAAACGCCUACUGGCAAAUUUUGCUCGAAAAUUGUGCAGCAUCCGACAAACUCAAGUAUUCAUGCGGCAACUUCGAAACAAAUGCCCAGCUUUCGUGGAUUUACCACUGCGGAACUAACGCAGAAAGUAGCUGCCUUUGGGUUUCGACCCUUGAAAAACAGAGACAAAAUGAUAUCACUGCUAGAAAAAUGCUGGGAAACUCAAAACAAAACUCAUACUCCAUUACCUAUGAGUGAUGUGAAAGCAUCUGACUCUAUUCUUAACAUUCAAGGGAGGAUUGUGUCCGAUCCCCCACAAGAACGACCCGCUACACUCAAGACAGUAGCACCAAAGAAACAAGUACCAAAGCAUAAAGCAGAUAAACUCACAGGAAUUUCCCCCAAUCGAAAAAAAAUCGGUACCAAUAAUAGCAAUGCCAAUCAAAGUCAAAUUCAAAGACAGGCUCCUUCUCAACCGGUCAUCGUUAUUCCAGACAGCGAUUGCAGCGACAUCGAAUAUGGCAGAAGCAAUUCAUAUGAUACACUAACCAGCCAUUCUUCUUUAAACAACACCCACCCUUUAAGUCUAGACCUAAACCAGCAAAUAACGAAAGCAAUUAGAGCACAACCCCGGAUCCCCGCUAUCAACGGAGUGAAGCAGCCUACGUGGCUCGAGAAGAUUCUUAUGUAUGACCCAAUUUGGCUGGAGGAUUUUACAGUUUGGCUUAACACCGAAGGGUUAAAUUGUAUUGGGGAAGAUAGAGAAGUUGGUGUAUUCGCUGUGAGGGAAUGGUGUGAGGGUAAAGGUAUUUGCUGUACCUUGAAAAGAUCAUCGUGA